GGGAUGGCAUAAUUUUUGUUUAGUUUCUUAAAUUUUAGAAAGUGGACAUAAAGAAAGCAACAUGGACGAGGUUGUGGCUGCAGCCGUGGCAGGUGGAGGGUAUGCAAUUGAAUCACCAAAAUACACUGUAAUCCAUUCAGAAUCUGAUUUUGAGAUCAGACUCUACGCAGAAUCCUCCUGGAUGUCUGCUCUUGUCCGCGGAACUUCCUUUCAAGAAUCCACCAAGGAUGGCUUUCACAGGUUGUAUCGAUACAUUCAUGGAGCUAACGUUAACAAUACUGAAUUUCCCAUGACUUCUCCUGUCUUAACAAGCAUCAGUCAAUCUUCCAGUGAGUCUGUGUAUGUUGUAAGGUAUUUUCUCUCUUCUGAACACGAGAACAGCCCUCCAGAGCCAUAUCCUGAAUUGGAUUUGGAGCUUGACAAAUGGAAGAGUCAGUGCAUGGCAGUCAGGAAGUUUUCUGGGUUUGCUAAGGAUGACAACAUUGAGGAAGAAAAGGAUUCUCUGGUUUCUAGCCUCAAAAAACAUUCAACAGAGGAAAUAACAGCAGACGAGAAUGCCUAUUCGAUUGCACAGUACAAUGCUUCAUUUCACCUUACCGACCGAUUGAAUGAAGUGUGGAUUGAUGUUUUAGGUUUUACCGCAGAGGGGUGUCCAGCAUGAUUGCGCAGGGAAAAAUAGACAUGGUUCCUGUCUUCUUGUCCAAGUCAUUGCCAUACCAUGUUCUUACUGAUAUAUGUGGUAUCAAAAUAAGGCAGUCCUUUUGUUUCUUUUUUUUAAUAAAUGACCUGUGCUCAA
Messenger RNA from Rubroshorea leprosula, 796 nucleotides. The record is from the annotation of a GenBank genome assembly. NCBI's taxonomy places the organism in Eukaryota, Viridiplantae, Streptophyta, Magnoliopsida, Malvales, Dipterocarpaceae.